AUGUCUCAGACAGCGGCGUCGAGCGAGAAUGAGACGCUAAAGAAUGAAGGAGAGGAGUUCAAUUGUGGUCACUGCAAUCUCUCGUUGGUAGGGCAGCGGUACAUUCUACAGGAGGAGCGGCCUUACUGUCUGGCCUGUUAUGAUACUAGCUUCAGCAAUGUAUGCGAAGUCUGCAAAGAGAAGAUUAGCUGCGAUGCAAAGGAAGACUUAGAAGAACGCACCUAG
Protopolystoma xenopodis is the source of this 225-nucleotide messenger RNA. Lineage: Eukaryota; Metazoa; Platyhelminthes; Monogenea; Polystomatidea; Polystomatidae. The record is from the annotation of a GenBank genome assembly.